Molecule: messenger RNA, 1491 nt
Organism: Fusarium sp. VM40
Lineage: Eukaryota; Fungi; Ascomycota; Sordariomycetes; Hypocreales; Nectriaceae
Source: the annotation of a GenBank genome assembly
AUGCCUGCAUUUGAUGUGCGGCCAGCCCGCAAAGGGCCUCUGAGGCUCGAUCCUAUCCCCGAGAUCCUCCGCCCCUUGAUUCGCGCCUAUCUCCUGGGCUAUGCAUCUGCCGUGGCUCCCCGGCUGUUGACAUUAGUGUUGCAACAUGCUGCUAAGAGGAGGCGAAAACUGGCCAGCCAAACUUCUCCAGAUCGGGACGACAACUCUUUUAUCAAGUCUGCAGCACAUAUAGUAAAAACAGGGUUCAACCCACAACGAUUUCCAACAUUUUGUGCCAUAUUGGCCGGUGGUACUACUCUCCUAAAGCUAAUACACCGAAAGGAACCUUUGAAAAGCAUUCUAGAGAAAACUGCGAAAGGUCUCAGUAAGGAAGGUCGUUCGAGGCUGGCAAGAUGGUUGUCGACAUUCCUUGCUGCAUGGUUUGGCCUCCGCCUACUACACUCGUACGAGGGUAGAGCAUAUACAGAAACUGUGCCGCCGAAAGAGGGAUCGCCCUCUGAGGCGGAGCCUCAAACUCUUAAGUUUGCUGGUCGAACGAUGGACCUAACCCUGUUUGCCGUCACUCGAGCCCUUGACGUUGUUGUUGGUGAUCUGUGGAUGAGACACAAAUCCCGACGACUAGCUUCCAACAAGUGGUCAAAGACCGAACGGUUCGUUUCCAAGUUUGUUGACCCCCUAGUCUUUGCCGCCUCAUCAGGUCUUGUUAUGUGGGCUUGGUUCUACCACCCAGAACGUCUUCCCCGCAGCUACAACAAAUGGAUCACCUCGGCGGCAUCCGUAGACCUGCGGCUUAUUGAGGCCCUUCGACGUUGCCAUUCGGGCGAGUUUCAGUAUGGUAAGGAGACCGGGCAGGCACAUCUCUUACAAGGCAUGUGCGUUGACUACGAAUGGCCCCUUGCUUGGGGAGAUCCUGCGGUGGUUGUUCCCAUUCCUUGUCAGAUGGUCCACAUGGCAAGCGGGCCUUCAUGCGAAUAUCAUGCUGCCAGCCGCUUUUUUCGUGCCUGGAAGUGGUCAAUGGCUACGUACUUGCCUCUGACACUCGCCCUUGCUCUUCGGAACCCUUCUCGCAAAGCUUUGCGCCGAGCCUUAAUCUCAUCCUGCCGCUCGUCUAGUUUCCUCGCAACUUUUAUCACUCUCUUUUACUACGGAGUCUGUCUUAGCCGCACUCGCAUAGGGCCACGGCUCCCUGGUGGUACUACCAUCGAGCGUCGUCAACAAAUGGACAGUGGCAUCUGUGUCGGUACAGGCUGCCUGCUAUGUGGUUGGAGUAUCAUGCUUGAGACACAAGGUCGAAGGAAGGACAUUGCGCUGUUCGUUGCGCCUCGUGCCUUGGCCACCGUCUUGCCUCGACGCUAUUCACUGGAUAAGGAGUGGCGAGAACGGCUUGUAUUCGCCGCCAGCACUGCAAUUGUAUUCACUUGUGUUGCCGAGAACCCAGAACGAGUAAGGGGCGUCUUUGGAAAGCUUCUAAAUAUGGUUCUCAGCGAGUAG